GUAUUCUCCUGCGCAAAGAACAGAUUUGAGGGAGUUAGUUCUCUAGGAGAAAGAUGAAAACAAUUUUCAGUAUUAGUAAGAGAAGCUUAAUUAUACUAGUAAGUAAAGUUUGAAAAUUAGCUAAUUUGUGAAAAGUAAGGAGGAUAGAAAUUUAGAAUAAAAGAAUCAAAAGGCAAGACUUUUACAGUUCAGAAAAGAAAACCCCUAAAAGCAAACCAAAAAAACCAGCCACUCGGAGAUCCUUGAAUUGCGGUCCCGGAAGAAGCUUCGAAUCUUUCUGAGCAAAACAACUCUUUGUCUUGUCUUGUCUUGUCUUGGUCUUUAAGUAACCUAAUCUAGCCACCUACAAAAAUAAAAUUCCUCAACCAAGUCCGUUUAAUAUCUCAGAAAUGAGGUUGCUUUUUUUCUGUUUCUUGAUUCUCCUACCCUCUGGUUUCUCCACGCCCAUCGCAAUUCAUGUGCCGGACGCCCAGAGCACCGGAAUCCUGAGAGCCGGGGGGAGAUCGCUGUUGUCUCUCUCUGAGCAAGAAACAGAAUUAGCUGCUAGAACCGAUGGUACCAUUGUUUUAAGGACUAUAAACUCAAAGAGAGUAAUCUGGUCGUUUGCCUCCGGGUCUCCCAUUUACUCUUCCUAUCAGGCUCCUCCGACAUUGGAUAAUGGCAAUGAAGCUGCCUCCCGACCAAUCACUGCUUUCUUCAUUGAUUGUGGAGAUGAUUGGGAACUCUACGCGCAUGCAACCCAUUCUAAUAAAAUGAAACUUCCUGUAACUGUUGAAGAAUUUGUCAAACACAUGCCCCAUGUAUCUGAGGAAGGGGCAAUCACUGUUGGCUCUAAGAGGACAACUGUCUAUGUGGUAGAUGCUAUGACUGGAAAGCUACUGCAUGUUUAUAGGUCACCUGAUUCUCCAUCUGCGCUGGAGCCCGACAAAGAGGGCACUCCUUUAUCGGAUAACGGUAAUGGUAAUAAGGAGCUGUUGAAGUCUGCUGCUUCUAGUACUGCUCAGCGUCGAUUUCACAUCACAAGGACUGAUUACACACUGCAGUCUUUUCAUCCUAACUCAGACAAGGUUUCAUGGAGUCUAAUGGUUUCAGAAAUUGGGGCUGCUUUACUUUGCCAGGAUGUUAAAUUUACUGUGAAUUCAAGUUAUGAGUUUCCUGAAAUUGGCAAUGACUUUGGUUUGCCAUUUCCAUGUCAAUCAAAAGGUAUUGUUAUUCGAGAGCAUAAUACGACAGAAUAUACAAGCACUUCUCAUCAUGAUGAUCCGAUGCUCCCAUUGUCUUCUUCUAAUGCACCUACUUCACUGGCCAAGCUUGAUAGCACAUCAGAUGACCGUCAUAAUAGGAAAAUGCUUCUAGUGGCAGCUCCAGAGUCAAAGCUUCGAUUGCCAGACAAAGUUGAUAGAUUAUUGAACUUGUCUCAAGACAAUGAUAAUGAAACAAGUGUCCCUCAGCCUCCUUUGGAGAAUAGUGAUUCUAGAAUGUUUGGUGUACAUGAUCUGAGAACACCUCGUGCUGAUGGCAAGGCCAUUUUUGCCAAAUAUCCAGUAGUAUUUUCCUUUAUAUUUUUCAUAAUUUUGGUGGGCUUUGUCAUCAACCACGUUCUUUUGGCUAAAAGGCUUUCUGCGUUAAAAGACCAGCCUGUUGCUAAUAUAAACGUUGGAUCCUCCAACAGAAAGAAAUCUCGAAGAUCACGGAAGAUUAAUGGUUCUAUUGAGAAAAAGGAUCAGCACUCAUCAUCUGGAAGCGAGGAUGAAUUUUCACCUGUUGGUGCUGACAACAAAAAAUUGCUGGACCUUAAUAAAUUAGUUGGUAGCGUUGAUGGACGUAGAAUAGGUAAGCUAAUUGUAUUAAGCAAAGAAAUUGCAAAAGGAAGCAAUGGUACAAUUGUCCUUGAGGGAUUCUAUGAAGGCCGAGCAGUUGCUGUGAAACGUCUUGUCCAAGCUCAUCAUGAUGUUGCUUUCAAAGAAAUUCAAAAUCUCAUUGUGUCUGACCAGCAUCCGAAUAUUGUUCGAUGGUAUGGUGUGGAGUAUGAUCAAGAUUUUGUGUAUCUUGCUCUGGAGCGUUGCACUUGCAGUUUAGAUGAUUUGAUUCAAAUUUACUCAGAUACACCUGGAAACUCAGUCCUCAGCAAGGACCCAGCAACACGUGCAAUGGUUGGGCAUAAAAUUCACCUGGAUUUGGUGAAAGGUGCCAUGCAGGAUCUUAAUCUGUGGAAAGCAAAUUGCCAUCCGUCACCUCUCUUCCUAAAACUGAUGAGGGAUAUGGUUUCAGGUCUUGCUCAUUUGCAUGAUCUGGGAAUAAUUCAUCGAGACAUAAAGCCUCAAAAUGUGCUAAUAAUUAAGGAAAAAACAGUGUGUGCAAAGCUUUCUGAUAUGGGCAUUAGCAAGCGCCUUCUUGAGGAUAGGUCUUCCUUGGGUCACUAUGCUACUGGCUGUGGUAGUUCAGGUUGGCAAGCACCGGAACAACUUCUUCUUGGUCGCCAAACACGUGCAAUUGAUUUAUUUAGUUUGGGUUGUGUCCUUUUCUUCUGCAUCACUCGGGGUAAGCACCCGUUUGGCAAUCAUCUUGAACGUGAUAUCAAUGUUGUGAACAAUCGAGUGAACCUUUUUCUAGUGGAGCAUAUCCCUGAAGCUGUGGAUCUAAUAUCUUGUUUAUUGAAUCCUGAGCCUGAAUUGAGACCAAGCGCAUUGGAGGUGUUGCGUCAUCCUCUAUUUUGGAGUUGUGAGAUGAAACUGUCUUUUCUUCAAGAGACUAGUGAUAGGGUUCAAUUAGAAGAUAGGAAGGUUGACUCUGACAUCUUGAAAGCAUUGGAGAGUGUUGCACCAACGGCUCUCGGUGGAAAAUGGAAUGAGAAAAUGGAACAUGCAUUCAUUGCCAACAUUGGGUAUUACCGUCGUUAUAAGUAUGACAGUGUUCGAGAUCUGUUGCGAGUCAUGAGGAACAAAUCACAUCACUAUAGAGAGCUUCCCAUAGAAAUUCAGGAACUAGUAGGGUCGGUUCCAGAAGGGUUUUAUGGUUAUUUUGCCAGUCGAUUCCCGAGACUCUUUAUUGAAGUAUACAAAGUUGUUAGCAGGCGCUGCAGGGAAGAGGAAUGCUUCCAGAAAUACUUUUAAAGCAAUGUUAUGGUGUUUAAAGAGGUCUUUCAAAAAGUGCUACUUAUAGCUGGCAGGGCUGACAAUGUUUCUAAUAUCUCAUUCCCCGGUAGUGUAUAUAUAAUUAUGUAAAUAAUAGUAAUAAUAUGUAAUUUGUAUCUUUGUUAGUUGAUUUUUCGUUCUUUCAUUUGCAAUUUGUUAGAGGAGCUAAUGAAUUUUUACUAAAGACCCUAUGAAUAAUUUGGAACCUCUUGGUAGAGCAA
Molecule: messenger RNA, 3355 nt
Organism: Gossypium raimondii (Peruvian cotton)
Lineage: Eukaryota; Viridiplantae; Streptophyta; Magnoliopsida; Malvales; Malvaceae
Product: serine/threonine-protein kinase/endoribonuclease IRE1a
Exons: 7
Coding region: 390-3113 (907 amino acids)
Biological process (GO): protein phosphorylation; mRNA processing; IRE1-mediated unfolded protein response
Cellular component (GO): IRE1-TRAF2-ASK1 complex
Molecular function (GO): RNA endonuclease activity; protein serine/threonine kinase activity; ATP binding
Source: RefSeq, a predicted model, not a curated record